Solanum verrucosum is the source of this 474-nucleotide messenger RNA. Its product is annotated as methyl-CpG-binding domain-containing protein 6-like. The transcript has a single exon. NCBI's taxonomy places the organism in Eukaryota, Viridiplantae, Streptophyta, Magnoliopsida, Solanales, Solanaceae. The record is from RefSeq and is a predicted model, not a curated record. The coding region runs from base 1 to 474 and encodes 157 amino acids. Gene Ontology annotation, molecular function: DNA binding.
AUGACUAAGGCCUAUGCCACUGUCUCUUUCAUCCCACCGACAAUUGUUACCACCGAUGACUUCUACAAUGAUGGUAUAGCUUCCGACUCAUUGUUGCCGCUAGGAAUCUACAUUGAUGUUGAGUUGGAUGUUAGGGUAGAGAUCACCACACCAAACAAAGGUGAUGUACCUAUUGAAGGGAAGGUGUCCGAUGUAACUUGUAGUAAGUUUCAGAUUAAGAGGAAGAUUACGCCUAAGCGUCGGGUGAAUCUAGAUAGGCCGAAGUGGUUGCCAGAGAAUUGGAGGUUUGAAACAAAAGUCUGUACUGGUGGAGCCACAUCAGAAAAAAAAAAAGAUAGAUACAAUUUUGAACCGGUGUCCGGGAGUAAAUUCAGGUCAAAGGAUGAGGGGGAUCAUUUUCUAAAAACAGGUCACAUGCGUAAGAGGGAAAAAUUUGACCUUAACCGUGAUGUUGCUACACCAUCUGAGGGAUAA